CGGCUGCUGCCCUAAAUGUGCCGCGGAGGCGGAUUAUUGCCCCGGUGCAUCUGCAUUCCCCUCCUCCCGGCGCUGCUCCGCUCCUCCUUCCCCGAUUCGGCUCCGGCGCUGCCGGACAUGUCGCUGGAGGAUGGGGACCCGCUGAGGCCGAGGGGACAGCAGCUCAGCGCUGUCCCCCGGCUCACGGAGAUGCGGGACCACUCGCUCCGGACACCCGGUGGCAUUGGGACAGACGCGAUGGCAGCAGUGGGUGACAAGGACGUGACCCCCGGAGGAGCCUCACAGCGAGAGUGGCAGCCCGAGGAAGCCCUGAUGACCGAGCUGGCGGAGCUGGUGAAGGAGGUGGUGAAGAGCAGCAGCUGGUGGGAGCGGCACGGCGUGGACAUCAGCAUCCUUGCCUGCAGCAUCCUCCUGCUCCCAGCAGGGUUCCUGUGCCUGCGGUCAGCCCAGGCCGUCCCUUUCCUGGCGGGUGUCCUCAGCCUUGGCGUGGUGCAUCACACCCUGACUGUCAAGGGCAGCCACCUGGCCAGCCACAAUGCCUUGACCGAGUCCAAGUCCUGGGGCAAAGUGUGGGCUGUGUUCUUCAUUGAGCUCUGCUCAGCUUUCACAGUCGAGCAGGCCACCUACAACCAUGUGAAGCUCCACCACGGCUACACCAACGUCAUUGGCCUGGGGGACUCCAGCACGUGGAAACUUCCUUUCCUGAACCGCUACGUUUACAUGUUCAUCGCUCCUCUCGCAGUGCCCAUCCUCACCCCUCUGGUUGCACUUGAUUUAUUGAGGAGCGUGGAGUGGAAGGCAGCUCUCCGGACCCUCUGCUGUAUGUUUCUGGGCUUUUACUGCCACUACUGGCUCUUGCUCCACGUCUCGGGCUUCCAGUCGCCGUGGUCCGCCCUGCUCUGCAUGCUGCUCACCCGCUCCCUCCUGGCCCAUCCCUACAUCCAUGUCAACAUAUUCCAGCACAUUGGCCUCCCCAUGUUCGCCGCCGACCGCAAACCCAAGCGGAUCCACCUCAUGAGCCUGGGAGUCCUCAACCUGCCCCGCAACCCCCUCCUGGACUGGUCCUUCGGCCACUCACUCAUCAGCUGCCACGUGGAGCAUCACCUCUUCCCCAGCCUCUCUGACAACAUGUGCCUGAAGAUCAAACCCCUCGUCUCCCAGUACCUGAAGCAGAAGAAGCUGCCCUACAACGAGGACACCUACAGCUCCAGGCUCUGGCUCUUCCUGCAGAGAUACGAGGAGCUGAUGGUGCAUGCUCCCCCCAUAACGGAGCUGGUUGGCAUCCAGUGAGGGGCUGCAGCACUCGGGGGGUGCUUCCCACAGGGACAGUGGGAGGGAUGGUUUUAGCAGCACCAACACCUCCAUGAGGUCACUGUGUGGGAACAUCCCUCCCUGAACUCUUGCUUUUGGCUAGAAAACAGUGCACAGAGCCAUAGCAGGGGGAGAGCCGGGCAGUGAACCACCAGGGACAGAAAAAUCGGGGUUCCCCCACAGUUAUUCCCAGCCAGGGCUUCGUUUUAUCCGCUCUGCUUCCACACCUGGGGGGAGGAAGCCACUCCACCCCACCCGUGGGGGAUGUGGCACUGCAUCCAGGACAUGCAGGAUCUGCAGGAUGGAGCUGCAGGUCGGGGUCUCAGGGAGGGGUGGCUGUGGGGAGGGGGCGGUGUCACUGCUGCUUGUGCUUUGCCUGACUUUGGGCUGAACCAGUCCCUUCUAGAAACAAAGAUUUGGCAAGUUCAGCCUUAA
Molecule: messenger RNA, 1746 nt
Organism: Taeniopygia guttata (zebra finch)
Lineage: Eukaryota; Metazoa; Chordata; Aves; Passeriformes; Estrildidae
Gene: FDXR
Product: ferredoxin reductase
Biological process (GO): lipid metabolic process
Cellular component (GO): membrane
Molecular function (GO): oxidoreductase activity, acting on paired donors, with oxidation of a pair of donors resulting in the reduction of molecular oxygen to two molecules of water
Source: RefSeq, a predicted model, not a curated record